This is a messenger RNA of Mangifera indica (mango), 1171 nucleotides long. RefSeq names its product methylsterol monooxygenase 2-2-like. Gene Ontology annotation, molecular function: C-4 methylsterol oxidase activity; iron ion binding. The record is from RefSeq and is a predicted model, not a curated record. Gene Ontology annotation, biological process: 4-alpha-methyl-delta7-sterol oxidation; sterol biosynthetic process. The coding region runs from base 127 to 939 and encodes 270 amino acids. Lineage: Eukaryota; Viridiplantae; Streptophyta; Magnoliopsida; Sapindales; Anacardiaceae. The transcript has 7 exons.
GAUUCGCCUUAGACAGUCUGUCUCAUAUCUCAUCUCGUGGCUGGCCCUUGUUUUGCUUCUCUACUCGCUUCGCACUCUCCUUACUCUCUCUUGGUUUUUCACCGCAUUGCUCUGAGAUCAACUUUCAUGGCGUCGGCCAUCGAAUCUGCUUGGCAGUAUCUUAUCACACAUUUCAACGAUUUUCAACUGGCGUGUUUAGGAAGUUUCUUCCUUCACGAGAGUGUCUUUUUCUUAUCUGGGCUUCCUUUUAUAUAUAUUGAGAGGGGAGGAUGGUUGAGCAAAUACAAGAUUCAGACAAAAAACAACAGUCCUGCAGCUCAGGAGAAAUGUAUUACUCGACUACUGCUGUAUCACUUUGGUGUCAACUUACCCGUUAUGAUUUUAUCCUAUCCUGUCUUCAAAUACAUGGGCAUGCAAAGUGCCCUUCCUUUUCCGUCCUGGAAAGUGGUUCUAUCACAGAUAAUAUUCUACUUCAUCCUGGAAGAUUUUGUAUUCUACUGGGGGCAUCGCAUACUGCAUACAAAAUGGUUAUACAAGCAUGUACACAGUGUCCAUCAUGAAUAUGCAACACCAUUCGGGCUGACAUCUGAGUAUGCUCACCCUGCUGAAAUAUUGUUUCUUGGCUUUGCUACCAUUAUUGGUCCUGCUAUCACUGGGCCCCAUCUGAUGACUCUCUGGUUGUGGAUGGUAUUAAGAGUCCUGGAGACAGUUGAGGCACAUUGUGGUUACCAUUUCCCAUGGAGCCUCUCAAACUUUUUUCCUUUGUAUGGAGGGGCUGAUUUUCAUGACUACCAUCAUCGUUUGCUUUAUACUAAGUCUGGAAACUACUCAUCAACAUUUGUUUACAUGGACUGGAUAUUUGGUACUGAUAAGGGUUACAGAAAGUUGAAGGCACUAAAGAUUACCGGUGAUGAUGAUAGCAAAAAGCAGAUAUUAUGAUAGAAAAUUCUUUUUAAAUGAGCUUGACAUUUAGAAAAUGGGUUCCCAGCUAAAGGGCAUCUUGGAAAAGGUUUUGUUCUACCCCUGCCUCAUCUGGUGUGCAAGCAACUUCAUGUAGUUAUUUGCCUAGCUGUUCAUGUUUACAGUGUGUAGUGAUAUGGAAUCAUGGGAAAGAUUUCUUUGGAUAUUUUGCUGUCUUUUUCCAUACAUUAAAGAAGGGUCUUUGCUGUAA